This is a messenger RNA of Oreochromis aureus, 2922 nucleotides long. RefSeq names its product solute carrier family 30 member 1a (gene slc30a1a). The transcript has 2 exons. Bases 749 to 2215 code for a protein of 488 amino acids. NCBI's taxonomy places the organism in Eukaryota, Metazoa, Chordata, Actinopteri, Cichliformes, Cichlidae. The record is from RefSeq and is a predicted model, not a curated record. Gene Ontology annotation, cellular component: Golgi apparatus; membrane; endoplasmic reticulum. Gene Ontology annotation, biological process: intracellular zinc ion homeostasis; detoxification of zinc ion; zinc ion transmembrane transport. Gene Ontology annotation, molecular function: zinc ion transmembrane transporter activity; calcium channel inhibitor activity.
UCGUAUAAAAAAACCAAAAUAGACACAGUCUAUUAAAGAAUCACAUGAUAUUGAACAGGGAACAUAAGUUUAUGGUUUUGACAGCUUUUAGAUAUUGAGAAUGUUGUAUGGUUUUAACAUAUUGUUUGGUUUCAUUUAAAAAGCACUGAAAGGAUUCUUCGCAGUCACCUGGUUUCAGCUGAAACGCCAAGAUUUACGAAUCAGUUACGGACCUCAUCGCGAUAUUACAUUUGCCAUUAGCGUGCGUAGCAACCGCCGUUGUUUGGCUUCUUUGCGCCGCCUACUUGCAAGAGAUGCAGAACGUGACCAAUUACGUUCCUCCCUGUAGCUCGUCGACCAACGAAAAUCGUAGUAGGCGUGUCCCCCUCUGUGCCGUGUUCCGUGUGGAAAGUUUACCGGCUCGGGUGCAAAGUUUCAGCCGUCUGCAAAGCGGAGCUCGUCGGCAAAACGAGCGAGGAAGGUGCUGGUAUUUAUACGGUUGCUGAAUCGUUUUUUAAUCGCGAAUUCAUUCGGUGUGUGUUUGUCCUCAGAUGUAGCCGAGUGAUGCUGCCGUCGCCGAAUAAGAGUGUUUUACGCGGAUGAUAUUAGCAGCGAUCGUAUUGUCACAGGGAGCCAAGCUAGCUUAACGCAACCCGGAGUUAAACGGGAAAGCCAACCAGCGGAUGUCGUGAGGAUUUCUUGGUCUUUCUCAAACCUGCUGAUUUCUUCAACGCUAACUUAAACUUGAAUCGACUGUGAGGAAGGAAAAAUGGCUUGCGAACCCAAUCGUGCCCGGCUGCUGUGCAUGCUAUCAUUGACUUUUGGGUUUUUCAUCGUGGAGGUGGUGGUCAGUCGGAUGACCUCGUCCCUGUCAAUGCUGUCGGACUCCUUCCAUAUGCUGUCGGAUGUCAUCGCACUCGUCGUGGCUCUAGUGGCGGUCCGGUUCGCCGAAAAAACCCAGGCGACCAACAAGAACACCUUCGGAUGGAUCCGAGCGGAGGUGAUGGGGGCUCUGGUCAACGCCGUCUUUCUCACGGCGCUGUGCUUCACCAUCGUCCUGGAGGCGGUCGAGCGUUUCACCGAGCCCCACGAGAUCGAGUCUCCAGUAGUGGUGGCCGGGGUCGGUGCCGCGGGGCUUCUGGUUAACCUGCUGGGGCUCUGCUUGUUCCACGGCCACGCGGGCGGAGGCCACGGACACUCCCACGGAGGGCACUCUCAUGGUAGUAAGAAUAAGCGGGGCAAAACGAGCAAGAACUCGAAGGCUGGAAACGGGUCUUCGGGAGAGGAGACCAACAACUUGGUAGGAAAUCACAACAGCCCAGGCGAUGGGAGACCAAGAAAUGAAAUCAGCUGUAAAGGCAGCACAGAGGUGCAGAUGAAUGGAAACACCCACUAUGAGGAGAUGGAUCCCGACCACGACUCGUCGUCGCAGCUCAACAUGCGCGGGGUCUUCCUGCAUGUGCUGGGCGACGCCCUGGGCUCCGUCAUCGUAGUGAUCAAUGCUAUAAUAUUCACUUUUGUGUGGCAGCCCUGCAUAAAAGGUGAAAAGUGCAUGAAUCCGUGCGUCAACAGCCACUCCACUGACCAUUACCAUGACAACGACACCGUCGUCGAUCCGCACGUGGGUCCAAUUGUGCCGACCAUGAAGUUCGCCGGCCCCUGCUGGGUUCUUUACCUUGAUCCCACACUGUGCAUCAUCAUGGUGAGCAUCCUGCUGUACACUACCUACCCUCUGCUCAAAGAGUCGGCCCUCAUCCUGCUGCAGACCGUGCCCAAGCAGAUCAACAUGCACCGGCUCAACGAGCGUCUGCUGAGCCUGGACGGCGUCCUGGCCAUCCAUGAGCUGCACAUCUGGCAGCUGGCCGGAAGCCGCAUCAUCGCCACGGCGCACAUCAAAUGCCACGACCCCACAUCUUACAUGGAGGUGGCCAAACGCAUCAAGGACUUCUUCCACAACGAGGGCAUCCACGCCACCACCAUCCAGCCCGAGUUUGUCACGUUCAGCUCAGAGUCUCGAGACUCCCUGUGCGAGCUCUCCUGUCGGACUCAGUGCGCUCCCAAGCUCUGCUGCGGCGCUGCGGACAAACAGAACACCGGCUCCGACAAGAAGGCUGCAGUCGCUUCAAACCUGGAGGUGAUCAGUGAGACCUCAGAGGCGGCGGGGGCUGUAGUUCAGGUGUGCCCUGGGUCUGAGGCUGAGGUCAGGAUUGCCAGAGAGGUGGAGUCGUCUCUGUGAGAUGAAGGGUGUGGAGAAGAGCAGAGGAGAAGCAAGAAAACCUCCACUUUGGGCAAAAACAUCAACAUCAUUUGCAGAAAGCUGUAAUAUUUGUGGCUUAAUCAUUGCCCUUAUAGGUCCUUUUAUUUUCGAUUAUUGCCCAUCUACACGGCUGAACCCGUUUCACUCCCUCUCAUGUUCAUAGAUUGAGCCUUAGUUCAACACCCCCCCCCCCCACCCCCUCAAGCCUUUCCUCCGCCACUCAGUCCCUCCUUUGUUGUCCGUGGCUCUGGCAGUGUGGCGGUAUGGUUGUGAUGCAUGUUGGGUUGCACUGACCUCAUCUCCACCAGGACUGGAUCAAGGCCUGCAUGAGCGUCCCUCAUUAGCACCAUAUUGUGAUGUCUCAUCUUGUCUCAUGGUGUUUCUGUGCCAAAGCUUCUCAGUGGACUGAAGGGAUCAGAGGGACCUUCCCUCCUCCAAAUGGACACACAGCACACACAUCACUAGGUUAUUUAUUUAGCCUAUGGACCUGCUGGAAAAGAGUCUACCUUCCUGUUUUUUUGUGUAGGCUUCGAGCAGACCUAUUCUCUUUACCCUCUGGCCUCCAGAUGGAAUAGUAUUGUAUCGCAUAAUAAUUUAUGUAUCUAAGUUAUUAGAAAUGAUCUAUUUCUCUGUAGAUGCUGUUUGUAAUGUUUAGUUUGGAUGAUAAACAUUCAUUUUUCUCUUUC